Capsicum annuum is the source of this 831-nucleotide messenger RNA. Its product is annotated as receptor-like protein Cf-9 homolog. The transcript has 2 exons. The coding region runs from base 135 to 479 and encodes 114 amino acids. The record is from RefSeq and is a predicted model, not a curated record. Lineage: Eukaryota; Viridiplantae; Streptophyta; Magnoliopsida; Solanales; Solanaceae. Gene Ontology annotation, molecular function: protein binding.
GAUCAAAUUAGUUGCACGGCCCUAUAAGUGAUUCAAGGAAAGACACCUUGUUUGCUCAAAUUCAAGUCAUAGAUCUCUCAUCCAAUGGAUUUAGCGGAAAUUUACCAGUGAGCCUUUUUGAGAAUUUUCAAGCCAUGAAAAUCCUUGGUGAGAACAGUGCAACUCGAGAUUAUGUUGCAGAUGCAUAUUUUUAUUUUUACACGAAUGCUUUGAUAGUGACAGCAAAGGGACUGGCACUGGAACUUCCUCGAGUUUUGACUACGUACAUGAUUAUCGAUCUCUCAAGGAACAGAUUUGAAGGUCAUAUUCCAAACAUUAUUGGAGAUCUCGUUGGACUCCGUACACUGAACUUAUCCCAUAAUGGCUUGGAAGUCUUAAAUCUCUCUCAUAAUCAUCUUGUUGGAUGCAUUCCCAAAGGAAAACAAUUUGAUACGUUUGAGAACAGCUCAUACCAAGGAAAUGAUGGGUUACGUGGAUAGCCCCUCUCAAAAGAUUGUGGUGGCAAUGAUGGGGUACCGCAAGCAACAACAUCAGUUGAGCUAGAUGAAGAAGGAGAUUUGAUCAGUUGGCAGGCGGUUCUCAUGGGUUUCGGUUGUGGUCUGGUUAUUGGACUGUCCAUAAUAUACAUAAUGCUGUCAACUCACUAUCCAGUAUGGUUUUCAAGGAUGCUUGUAAAAUUUGAACACAGAAUUGUUGCCAGAAUGAAAAGAUGCUAGUGUGUACCUACUUUAACUCUUCGUUUUUGAAACUUUGCAGGACGAAAUCUAUCGAGUUGCUGGGAUGCAAAGGGAAAUUUUUACUUUUCUAGUUUGUAAUUUUUGUUACAUGUUC